Molecule: messenger RNA, 1332 nt
Organism: Cynara cardunculus var. scolymus (artichoke)
Lineage: Eukaryota; Viridiplantae; Streptophyta; Magnoliopsida; Asterales; Asteraceae
Product: two-pore potassium channel 1-like
Exons: 3
Coding region: 117-1208 (363 amino acids)
Biological process (GO): stabilization of membrane potential; potassium ion transmembrane transport
Cellular component (GO): plant-type vacuole membrane
Molecular function (GO): potassium ion leak channel activity
Source: RefSeq, a predicted model, not a curated record
ACUGCAGUUUCUUGCAAAACUUUCUUGAUCUAAGUUCCCACCACCACCGUGUUUUCACCCCUCCAUGUUCAAAGAAUCCAAUCAUCUUCAGUUCAUAUAGCUCCAAGUUUCUUGCAAUGACAUCUGAAGCCAAAAAACAAGAUUCACCGAAGCGGCCACGCCUGAAAGACCAAACAGCUUCGCUCAAGAGAAGAUUCCGGCGAAUUAAAAGUGCCCCACGUGCAAAUUCUUCCAUUUCCAAUGGCAAGCAUGCCGCCCCCGCUGAAUCUCUGCCAAAACCCAAGUCUGUUUUUGAUCACUUGUACCCGAAUUAUUGGAAAGUAGCUGUCAUCUUCUUUGUAUACUUGGCUGCAGGUACUCUUUGCUUUCAUCUAGCCAGGCACCAGAUUAAAGGAAAGAAAACAAAUAGUGUACUCGAUGGACUUUAUUUCACCAUUGUAACGAUGACAUCAGUCGGCUAUGGAGAUCUUUCUCCAGAUAGCAACCUUACAAUACUACUCGCCUGUCUUUUUGUCGUUUUGGGUACGUUGAUUGUCGGGUUGGUUCUGAGUAAAGCAGCAGAUCUUUUAGUGGAGAAACAAGAACGAUUGCUGGUGAAGGCGUUAAGUUUGAACCAAACUCUCGGUGAAAGAGAGAUUCUGAAAAAGAUCCGAACGAAGAAAGUGAGAAAUAAGUGUAUAAUCUUGGUGGCAUUGCUUCUGGUUUUCAUGGCUGCAGGGACAGGUUUUUUACUUUCUGUUGAGGAUUUGGACUUCGUUCAUGCCUUCUAUUGUGUCAUUGGAACGCUCACUGGCCUUGGUUACAUAGAUAAAUGCUUCUCGACGACAGGUGGGCGUGUCUUUUCUUUGUUCUGGAUCUUGUUGGGUACCAUUUAUGUAGCUCAGUUGCUCUUUAGUUUUGCUCUGCUACACACUGAAAGAAGGCAAAGGUCAUUGGUCAAAUGGGUUCUUAAAAGAAAAACAACCACUUCUGAUCUUGAGGCAGCUGAUUUUGAUGGUGAUGGCAUCGUCAUAGCUGCUGAGUUCGUGAUCUAUAAGCUAAAAGAGAUGGGGAAGAUCAACGAAGAAGAUAUCACACCUAUCAUGGAACAGUUUGAAAUACUCGAUUUUGAUAAAACAGGGACGUUGUCUACCUCUGACCUUCUCUUGUCCCAGUCGGAGUUGCUUGCCUUGGACACUAAUACUAUAGCUACCCGAUUAUCAAUCUAAGGCCAUGUAAAUAACAAAGCCUUGGCUACUCAUAUCUUUUACAUGUAUUCUGAGCAUGGGAUUUGAAGUCAUGAUUAGAACCAAAAACUAUGCUCUAGUUCAAUUUUAUACAUGUUUAUCGCCU